This is a messenger RNA of Scomber scombrus (Atlantic mackerel), 1497 nucleotides long. Its product is annotated as tetraspanin-8-like. The transcript has 9 exons. The record is from RefSeq and is a predicted model, not a curated record. NCBI's taxonomy places the organism in Eukaryota, Metazoa, Chordata, Actinopteri, Scombriformes, Scombridae. Gene Ontology annotation, cellular component: membrane. Bases 96 to 812 code for a protein of 238 amino acids.
CUGCUGCACAUCAUCACACACACACACACACACACACUGUGUUAUCUGCACACAGCUUCACUUCAUCUCUGAGAGCCAAAUACCAAAACCUGAAAAUGGGGAAAAUUAAUGAAUGCCUCAAAAAAAUGUUUAUCUUCUUCAACUCAUUGUUUCUGGGGUUUGGAUGCAUGAUGAUCUACGGAUUAUUCAAGGCCUCUGCCUACUCCGCUGAGAUAUCGUCAGUUGGGGGCCCGGAAAUCGGCUGGGUUUGGGCAUUUGCCAUCGGUGUCCUUAUCGUCUCUUCCCUGGGAAUCUACGCUGGCAAAUCUGAGAAUGACCUCGUCCUCAAAAUUUUUGCAGGUUUAAUGGUGGUUGGACUGGUCAUCAUGCUGAUCUUUGGCUUCAUUGUCGUUGCCGGGAGAAACAAGAUUAAAGCCAGCUUUACCUCCGCCUCUUCUGAAUAUACAAAGCCUUUAAUGGACAACGCCGAAUUCAAAUCAGGACUUCGUGAGCUCCAGCAAAGUGCCCGGUGCUGUGGAGUGACAAGCGCUACAGACUGGGGUUAUGAAAUCCCUGAGACCUGUGCGUGCGAUUAUGGAUCUGGAUGUACUUCCAAACCUCAAGGAACGACAGGCCCAGAUAAAGUCUAUGGUCAGACCUGUGGUGGCAUCCUCUUCGCAAUUAUGGACACCAUCUUCCAGGCUGCCAUGGGCAUCUACUUUGGAUUUGCUGUCACUGCAUUCCUGGGCCUGCUUGUCUCCGUCCUGAUGAUUCAUCAAAUCAAACGUCAUGACAGCUCCGGAGCGGCGUCCAUUUCCAUGAAGGGCUUCUGAGACCUUAACCUCUGCACUGUAACAGGAGGACUCAGUGGUCAAAACAUAACCUUUUUGCUUUACUUUUUAUUAAAUGUUCCAAGUGGAGGCUACACAUGCAACCAGACAGUCCACUUACAACAAGCAUAAAAAAACAGUCAAUAAAGACAAAAUGUACAUAUGAUUGAUUACAUGUGUUGAUACAGUCUGCAGCCGAAAAACACCAAGAAACAAUCCCCACAACCGUCCCAUAGGCCCUCACCAAUAUACAUCACUCCCCUCCAGAAAUGUAAAAAUAACAACAAUAAUAAUAAUAAUAGUGAAUCAAUAUUGAAUCAGAAAUGUGCUAGAUCUAUUUAGAGUGGGAAAUUGCUUAAAGUUUCUUGAAUUGAGUAUUACCAGAAGAUUUAUCUCAGGCCCUGCAAACAUUCAGGCUGAAGUAAUGAUUUGACUUUCUGAGCUGCACUUUGAAGAAUUUGUAUGUUUUCCUUCUUUGCUCUUUGUGCUUGAGCAGACUUCUAAAGUUAGUACCUCAUAAAAUGAUAGCUUGCACUGAAAUACACUGAGCUUGUAGGGCGGUUUCAUCUUCUUACUAACAAUUUCUUUUCUCAACUGCAGCAGUUUACCCUGCCAACAGAACUCUCUUUAUAUGAAAUGUAAACUGAAACUAUGCAAUGUAUUAUAAUUCAACAAUAAAUUGUGUAGC